AUGGAGCUACAGGAAAUCGACCACCUUCUCGAGGAGCUGACAGCUCUACUUGUCUCGCAAGAAUGUGGCGGCGACGAUGCCGCCAUUGAACCAGCGAUUCUCAACGCCGUCGCGGACUACGUCGAAGGCGUCGACUCCACCGGCGCUGGCCUCGACCAACUCAGACAGGCUCUCGAAGCCGCCGCCGGCGAGGGCGACGACUCGGCGAAGCAACGCAUGAAGGCAGCAGGCUGCAGUCGUGCCAUUCGACUCCUGCGCGAUACUAUCUGGCAGGCGUGA
Molecule: messenger RNA, 279 nt
Organism: Leishmania mexicana MHOM/GT/2001/U1103
Lineage: Eukaryota; Euglenozoa; Kinetoplastea; Trypanosomatida; Trypanosomatidae
Exons: 1
Coding region: 1-279 (92 amino acids)
Source: RefSeq, a predicted model, not a curated record